Messenger RNA from Octopus sinensis (East Asian common octopus), 7931 nucleotides. RefSeq names its product protein melted. The coding region runs from base 373 to 2796 and encodes 807 amino acids. Gene Ontology annotation, cellular component: plasma membrane. NCBI's taxonomy places the organism in Eukaryota, Metazoa, Mollusca, Cephalopoda, Octopoda, Octopodidae. The transcript is spliced from 15 exons. Gene Ontology annotation, biological process: regulation of signal transduction. The record is from RefSeq and is a predicted model, not a curated record. Gene Ontology annotation, molecular function: phosphatidylinositol-5-phosphate binding.
UACCCUGAUUGAACUCUCACCUAAAUUGUAUUUGGUGCAACAGGCAGACUUCAAAACUUUUUAUUGAUGUUGCAAGUUUCAUUGAAGAACUCUACACAUGUUCAUUGACCGGUAGGAAGUACCAAACACACUCAGGAUUAUUUUAAUUUGUAUUUAUUUUCUUAUCUAAACCACAAACAGAAUAUCAUUUCAUUGUUUAUCUAUGACAAACGCAAACCCCUGUUUAUCACAAUAUGCCUUGAAUUAUCACCUAAUAUUUACUAAUGCGCUUUCUGUUGAUAUUACCAAUAGUUAUGUUGAUUUCAACUACAAUAUUAUUUUUCUAAUGAUGGAAAUACAUAUUCCUGGACCAAAUUCGUGAUCAAUACCAGAAUGCAGGAACUCUUUGCUCUGGUGCUCAAUGAUAAAGAUUUAUCAAAGGCUGGAGAGCUUUUCUCUCUUGAGGACAAAGACAUUCAGCAUGAUUUAACUGAAGUACUUGAACGCAUUUGUCAGAUUGUUGACAGUUUUGAUUAUGUAACCAGCAGUAAUGACCAGAGUGUUGUAGAAAUAUGUGUAACAAGAGUCACAUCAGCAAUCAGAGAGACAGACAGUAUCAGCAGUCAUGUCAAUGCUAUGAUAUCUUUGUUGGAAGUAUGCCUCAAGUACAAUCUGCAACCAAGUGGCAAGGAUGAAGAUCCAGCACAUGCUAAAAUUGCAUCAGAUGUUCUCAGCUGUUUAUUUAUGAAUUAUACUAAAAAGGGAGUGAUGGAAAUAGCAUUACCAGUAGUUGUGCAAUUUCUGGAUUGUGAAAAUAAAGAAUUAGUACGAAAUGUUUCCAGUUAUUUAUCUUUGGCUGCCAUUGGCUGUUCUUCCUUGUUGGCUUCCUACAUGGAGCUUAUCAUCAGCAGUGUUCUCAAAGGUAACUCAGCUUUGACUCUCCUCCUUCAAAAGGUCUAUCCUGAUAACAAACAAGUUAUAUUGGACCAUGUUCCUGAAUUGGUACGGCUCAUGGAUACAUGUGAACUACAAGAGAGUAUAAGUUUGAUCCAGAUGUUUGCAAUGGUUGCAAAAGAAAACCCAAGGCUGUUGCAGCCAUAUGUUCCUGUGUUUUGUGAUUACCUAAAGCAGCCAGAAAUGGCUCCAACAGUUUUGAACAUUCUCGUGGACAUAGCUAGUGUGAAUCCUCGCUCGCUGUUGGCUUAUGUUACUGCCUUGCAGACAUUACUCACUGUUUACCCUGUCUACACAGAACCUGCAGUUGCUAUCAUUGGAAGCAUUGCUACUCUUAGUGAGAAUGAUGCUAAACGUAGUCUACAGUACUUCAUGGGACAGCUGCCAAAUGCUGACAAAACUACCCUUCCAUUGUACUUAAAUGGCUUGAAGAUGAUUGCAGCAUCCUCUCCUCAUCUUUUGGGCCAACACAUGCCAGAAAUCAAUAAACAUUGUCAAAACAAACCUUAUGUUGCUGACCUUUUGCAUCAGUUACGUGAAGACUUAAAGAAGCGAAGUGCAACAUGCCCAGAGACAGAAGAGAUGCGUAAAAAGUAUGUUUCGUUUGAGGGUGAGGAGCUGCGGAAAAAAUUUGUUACAUUUUCUGAAGGAGACAUUCAUCUUAGUGGAAGCACGCCUGAAAAAGAAGUCCGAUCUGUGUCCAGUCAAACUGAAGGGACUGUUACUGUGAUUACGGUCGGUAAUCCACCCAACUGCACAUAUCCAAGUGAUACACUACCAGUUAAACAUAAUUUAAUAGCUCCCUAUAACUUGAACCAGCUUAGUCUAAGAAAAGCAAGCAGAAGUUCAUUAAAUACUGACCCAAUAUUUGAUAGACCAACUAGCCCAAGUUUUGAAACCAUGGUAUCAGACAUUCCUCUUAGUAACAGUCUGACAUCAACUGCCACAAAUCCAUCCUGUCCAUCUCCUGUUUCUUCUAUGAAGGAACUGUAUCGUGAUGUUGUCCAACAGUUUUGUGAAAAGCAUCUUGGAAAGAUCCGUGUUUUUAUCAAUAAUGUGACUGCUCGUUUGCCAUCACCUGUAAAAUGUAGUGUUGUUAAUGGUCGCCAUAAACGUUAUGUUAAGCUAAACUUUGUAUGUUCCAGUCAUCGUGGAGAUGAGUGUCUUUAUAGUAAUAAUUGUUUUGUGUUAAUUACACACAUACCCAAAACCUGGAUUCAUCUCAUGUUUCUAGCUUUGCAGGCCAAAGCCAUUUCUGCUUUAGGCCAACAAGAUACAUCUGUAAGUUGUCUGAAACGAUGCUGGGAUGCUCUGAAGUCAGAAAAAGGCCCAAGUAGUUUUCUUACUGUUGUUACAUCAUCAUUUCCAUCAGCUAAGGAUCAAGAUGCUCUUCUUCAUGAACUUCACAGUGUCCGUUAUUUCGAUGUUUUUGAAUUCAAUGCUGCUGAGCACCAUUGGGCAUGUUUUAUGUGCAACCACCCUGAAAAGAUGGUCACUUUACUUCAGGAUGGUAGUCCAUUUAUUUCUGGACAACUAAAAGAGAAGAAGGGUCGGUUGAAAUUUCUGAAACGAUGGAAAACGCGGUAUUUCAGCUUAUCAGGAUCAAACAUUACCUACAGCAAAGGUGAUUCUCAUAAAGAAACAUUGCCAGUCAGUAAAAUACAAAGUGUGAAAGCUUUACGAAAAGGUAUUAGAGACAUUCCAAAAGCUUUUGAAAUAUUUACUGCUGACCAGAGGUAUGUGUUGAAAGCAAAGGAUGAACAGAAUGUGGAACAAUGGGUGCAGUGUUUGCAGAUUGCUGUUGCACGUUCACAGCAAAAAGAACCAGUUUUAGCUCCUCUCACAAGUAUUGAAAAUCAAUAGCCAUUCUCAGAUGAUUUCUCAUGUUUGUCCUUUUCAAAUUAAGCUGCUAUGUUAUACUGCUACACUAACAUGGAAAUAUCAUCUCAAAUUUUGCAUAUUUGCCUGAAUUUUUAGGACAGAUAAUUUUACGACAUGCUCUCCAUCACCUCACUCUGUUCUAGAGAAAUAGUCAAUCGGAGUAAUCUAUCUUGGCUUAAGGUGUCAGGUAUUGCUUGUAAUUAAGAUAUAAAACUAUUUAAAACAUUUAUCAUUCAGACACCACAUCUUUAUUAUAUAUAAUUUACAUUACCAUAUCACAUUAUUUUUCUAACUCUGUUCUUAGUCAAUAUAGUAAAUUGGUGCUAAAUAAUUAAAAAAAGGUUUUGUAGUUAUCAACGAUUUGAAGUAAAAUUUUGUGGUAAAGGAAAUUAGUCUUGUAAAAUUUAAUAAUUUCAAUUUUAGUUGAAGAAAUUGAAAUGAUAAAAACGAAAAAAGAAGUAAAAGUUGUGUUUGUAUUGAUUAAAAACCCAAAAUAAUUGUUGUUAGGCCUCAUAAACUUAUGAUCAAAGGUAUUCCAGUCAGGAAUAUCAUAUUUUCUUUUUCUGAACAAAGAGUGUACAUUGUCUAAUGCGUCCUUCAUUAUUUCUUUUUUAAUUGGUGAAAACAAUUGGAGGGAGAUUUGGUUACUGGUUCUAACAGGUCAAGUGACUACAUAGAGGUUCCUGUUAGUCUGUUGUUGAUGAAUACUUUUGUUAAUUAAUAAUACUUUGUUCUUAACUUUUACAUAGUUCUGUAAAAUUUUCAUCUUAUUUACAAAUAAAUAUAAUAACAUUUGAUAAAACAAGGACAUCAAGGAAACUGGUGGUGAACAAUGUUGGCAAAAAUUAUAUAGUGAAGUUUGUGUGUUUGGAUAAAUUUGUAUGUAAGAGGAGAAGAAGAAUAUGACAUUUAAAUCAAUAAUAUUAUUAGUUCUCUGGUGCUUCACUAUAAAUAGGUAUUAAAGUAUGCUCUAGUGUUUGGAAUAGUAACUCCAAAUAUGUUAAAAUAGAGAAACACCUUGUUUCCAUUUUGAAAUUAAGUAAAAUAUGCUGAAAGUUAGCAAGAAGAUCAGGCAAAGAUGGCUGUGACUAUCUGGUCACUGUGUGUGUCACACUGAUCAGGAAGUAUCCAAGACAAAUGUCUUGUGGAUCCCACUUCAUGGUGAUGUAAGAAGAGAAAAACGUCUUACUUACAUUGAUAACAUGACUGUAGACAUUGGCCUGGAAUGCAUCCAGGAUCCCAACAUUGAACUGUUAUAGAUCUUUUAUCUUUUAUAUGUUUCAGUCAUUGGACUGUGGCCAAGCUGGGGCACUCAACACUUUGAAGGGUUUUAGUCCAAUGAAUUGACUCCAGUACUUAUUAUUUCAAAGCUUGAUACUUAUUCAAUCAAUAUUUUUUGUCAAACCACUAAGUUACCAGGACAUAAACAAACGAACACCAGUUGUCAGUUGGGGGUGGAAGUUAAACACAAAGACUCUCUCUCUCUCUCUCUCUCUCUCUCUCUCAUACACACACACACACACACACACAAUCACGUAUAAUGGGCUUUCUUCAGUUUCUGUCUACCAAAUCCACUAACAAGGCUUUGGUUGGCCAGGGGCUAUUAGUAAAAGACAUUUGUUCAAGGGGCCAUGCAGUAGGACUGAACCUGGAACCAUGUAGUUGGGAAGCAAACUUUUUACUGCACAGCCAUGCUUGCAUCUAUGAUGUUAACAAUUUCACUCUUACUGUUACAGUUAUUAAUAUUGAAUGCUAACAUUGACACAGUGGCACACAUUUUUAGGGGAAGAUUAUGAUAUAUUGAAAUACUUCCAAUAUGUUACUGGUGAUUUUUAUGAUUCUGGUAGGACACAAAGCAAUCUAAACAACUGCCCCAAAUUAUUUAAUCUAGUACUCUUUCAUUUCUGUUAUUCUACUGUCUUUAUGGGUGUUAAUAUGAGAUGCUGCAAGAAAUAGGAACAAUAAAACUUGCGUGGUUAUUUUGCUUUUUAAAUUUAUUAUGAAAAAUAAAGUGGUUCCUUUUAAAAUUGUUUAGGAAUCAUAGUUUUUUUGUGCUUAUACAUAUGGACCAUGAACAUAUCAUUACUUAUGGAUGUAUUCAAGAAUAGCUGAUGAAUUCUUUUUUGCCAGUGUGCAGGUAGCUUUUGGCUUUCUCAGGUCUCUCUUCUGUUCAUUCCAUCUCCUCGUCUGCUUAGAUGCUAUGUCAUCUUUUCUUACGGGCCUGCACCAGUGGUAUUUCUCAGUUGUGAGAUUCUAUUAUGACUUGUUUUAAUUUAGAAGUCUCUUGGGAAGAUCUUGAACUUAUAAGUAUCAGUGUACUGAAUGUUUCCUCCUCAUCAACUCUCUGGAAAAGAUAUUUCAUCAUCCAUUCUGGUAUUAUGACCAGAUUACAACCACUAGGCUUUGUAGAGAAGAAUGUGGAUGCAGGGCAACACUGCAUUAGUGAGGACCUCAGUGCCUGGGAUGUUUUUCUAACAAUGGGUAUGCUGUAAUUUGUGCAAAUAGUUCAGCUUUUUAACCAGCUUGUUGUAAAUAGUCUAUGUCUCACUGUCACAUAGUAAAAUUGGUAGAAUAAUGGUUCUGUAGACCUUUUGUUCAGAGGCUGAGACCUUUCACUCAUGUAUUUUUGUGAAGUCCACUGAAGGCAAUGAUGAGUGUGGCAGUUCUGUGGUUUACUUCAAAAUCAUUGUGAACAUUCUUGAGAGAUUGUUGGCAAAGUAUGUGAACUUGUCAAUGGUAAGUAGAGUCUAAUCUUCCACCUUCAUUACAUGUGCUAUGUACUCCUUACAAAGGGUUCAUUGGUACAUGACUUGAAUUUUCUUUGUGCUGAUGGUGAGGCCAAAAUCAUCACAAGCAGAGAAGAACCUGUUCAUGUCCUGCUGUAUCUCAGAUUUUGAACCUGCUUUGAGAACAUAAUCAUUUGCAAACAGGAAUUAACACUCUGUUGUCCUUCUCUUUGAUUUUGGCCCAGAGAACCUUCUCAAGUUGAAGAACCUGCUGUCACUGCAAUAGCAUCUUAUGAAAUUUGAAUAGUCUUGAGGCCACUUCUACAAUUUAGUUUGUUUGAUCUGUUAUGAUACUGACCAAGUUGUUUCAAAGAGACUGGCUAAUAACCAUGUUCUAAUAAAUAUCCAUUCAUUAGAACAUAUCAAGGUAGUUACCUAGAGUGUUCAAGUAAUUUAAAAGAGUCAAGGGGGAAAAUAUUGGAUUAGAUCUUUGGUACUGUUUUAAAUAUCAUUUGGUUUUAAAAAUUGAAAUUUUAUGUCUAUCUAUCUAUCUGUCUGUUUAUCUAUGUAUGAGUAUUUAUUUUAGAAAUGAUUAUAUUUUGAUAAUCUUUACAAAAACAUAAUAAAGAAAAUGCCAUACACCUUAAAGGAAUUUAUUACUUUCCAGUAAAUUAUAAAAGGUGCCUUUUUGUGAUAUUACAACAUAAUGAAAAAAAUAUCCCAGUAAUUAUAUGUUGUAUGUAAUAAAUAUGUUCAUUAUAUAUUUGGAAACAUUAUCAGUUAUUACUUUGAUUCUAUUGAAGAAAUAUUUAUUCUGUUAGAUAUAUUAACCUAACUAAUCAAACCUAGAGUUAAGAAAAUGCAAUGUUCUUGCCUUGUCAAAAGUGCCUUUUUACAUUUUCUCACCUUUUUUUAAUAGCUAUUAAUAUACAAACAUAAUUCUCAUGUAAUUUUUUAUAUUUAAAAAAAUAAAACUAAUUGAAUUUUUACUCUAUAUUGCAUUCUCAGUGAAACACAACAUGCAUAAUACAUUAAUAAAUUAGUUUUUAACACCAUAUCAAUAUAUCAUACUUCCAUCUCUUCGGUUAGAACACUUUUCUGGAUGUCAUUCGUAGGUUUUGGACUCAGCAUUUCCUUUUUGAGUUAAUGAGUGAUAACAACUAACGUUACUCUGUUUUUUUCCCCCCAUUUCUGAAGAAGAAAAGUUACAUCUCAAUGAGAAAGAAAGGUAUAUAAAGCGAUGUUGCUAUAUCAUGCAUUUCUCUUUUAAGUCACUUUAAAUAAUAAUAAUUCAUGUGUCAUUGCUGUACAUUUAGCUUUAAGAUGAUAACAGAACCAUGAAGUCUGGUAAGCAUUAUAAAUCUUUCAAAAGUAACAGCAGCAUAAAGAAUGAAGUUAUUGGAAGUGUAGCAGAAGUGUUUGCUCUAAAGAUUAUGAUUUCAUUUGUCUACUGGGCAGUGUUCUCUCUAAUAUUUUGCUGUGGGUCUGUGAGAAAUUUGUUUGUGUGAAAAUUGUCUUUCAUUGCAAAAAAUGUGCCCAUUCAUGUGAGUAACCAUUGCUCAAAUGCUGUAUUGACGAUUCACCUUCCAAUUCUCUGCACCCCUGAUUUUGUAUUCACCCUGUCUUGCAAGUUACUUGGUGACCUCACUGGUGCUGAUACCACAUACAAAGCAUCAAGUACACUCUGCACAGUGGUUGACAUUAGGAAGGGCAUCCAACCAUAGAAACUGUACCAAAACAAACAUUGGGGCUUGCAAUAAUGUUCUGGCUCACCAGCUCCUGUCAAACUGUCCAAUCCACACCAGCAUGGAAAGCAGAUGUUAAAUAGUGAUGAUGAUGAUUAUUAUUUUCAUUAAAAAAGAAAUUGAAUUUCAUCUUGAAAAACUUUGUGUGCACACAGUAUUUCCUUUGUUGCACUAGUUGUAAGACAUAUGCACACAAGCAUACAGCUCAGAGGGAAAAUUACUACUGGAGUUUAUUAAUGUGGACUUCAUGCUUAUUUCUGAUUAUACUGACCUUUCAAACUGGUACAAUUUAUUGGCACUCACACUAUUGAUAGUCAGAGGAUAUAUAUUGUGUUGAUAUUUAACAGUAACACACACACACACACACACACACAUAGAAGUGCUGAGUUCUGUAAGCUAAGUCUGUUAUGGAGAGUUAAACAUUUACAAUAGUUGUAAAUAUUAAACCUUUCUGUUUAUAUAAAACACUCUGAAGAAGAAAGGCCCUUUUACAUUUGGGGUUUGUAUGACAGUCUUCAUGUAUUAAUGUGCUUCUAAUUAUUAUCAUAAGACAACUUAAUGUUCUUUAGUAGUAAAGUUAUAAUAGCUCUUUAUUUAGUCUAAACCUAAGCUUUCUUUAUAUGUCAGAAAGUCUAUUAAAAAAAAA